Botrytis sinoallii is the source of this 4416-nucleotide messenger RNA. RefSeq lists its product as uncharacterized. The coding region runs from base 1 to 4416 and encodes 1471 amino acids. NCBI's taxonomy places the organism in Eukaryota, Fungi, Ascomycota, Leotiomycetes, Helotiales, Sclerotiniaceae. The record is from RefSeq and is a predicted model, not a curated record. The transcript is spliced from 3 exons.
AUGGUUUUUCGACCCGACCCAGCCCUAUCAACCGUUCGUGCUUUAUUGGCGGAACCCAAAUUAUCAGAGAUCAUUAUCCAUCUUACAUUCGCCUCUUCGUCCAUUUCGAGAGCAAUCCAUGCUCUAAGGAAGACAAUAAGCCAUAACAAGCUCUCUAAUGCCAAAAUUCAGCAACCUAUAUCCAACAAUCUUAAGAUAGUGCUAAGAAAACACAAACUUCAUCCUUGGAAAUUCAUCAAUAUUGAGCUAAAUUUUGAAGGGGCAGAAUAUAUACCAUUAAUUGACGAAACACUGAAGGACAUUUUGAGAGAUUUUGCCUGUAGUUUGGGGCAUUUCGAAGGUUGUCCUGUUUCGGUGGGUACGUCUCGGUUCCUACCAGAUAGUGGCUCUUAUGUUCGUGGAUUAGUGAAUCACGAUGAACUACUCCACUACAUUCCUCGCCCUCGGAUAUUCAAUGGAUAUUCAACUCGACAAUUACAACGUACGGAAACUUUAAAUGCCAAUCCAACUCCCUGCAGCAAAGCUGAUACAAAAAUUGCGCAAUACACUUCAAUCGGACUUCGACUAAGUGGUAUUAAGCUACGUGGAGAUCGUCAUGAACCCUCAACAUCUGCGCAAGAAUCCAGUUCGGAUUCGACAUCAAAGGAUGGCUCUGGGAAAGAGCCUCAUGUGAAAACAGCCCUCUCCGAACUAUCCGAAGAGCUCAAUAAGCAAUCUCAACAACAAAUGCAGCAACCACUAAUACCUCAAAGCAUCGGAGCUACUACUAAAGGACAGCCAACAACUGAUGUUCAAACAAUGCAGUAUCACCAAAUGAAGAAGAUGCAGAUGCUGGCCAAUGCUAAGCAUUCCAACUACCAAAUACCUACACACAUGACAACCACUAUGAAAGAUGAGCCUAUGGAAGCCACUAACUCCUCUAAUGAUUCAGAUGAAGGGGGAGUUUCUAUAUAUAUAAAAACAACCCCGAAUUGCUUUGAGGUGGUGAAAGACUGGGUAGAACAAGUUGAAAUGGAACGACAAGAUACCAAGAAAAAGUCGCGUUUCUACGCUUUGCAAAAUGAAAACUCUGGUACAAUUCUUGAAUCGCCAUGGGUUCAAACCGAGCUACAUGGAGCUUUGCAACAGCUUGCUGUGGCGGAAACCCCUACCCUAGAAGUUGACUCUGGGCCGGACAGUGAAGAAGCAACUUCUUUCAUUUCAGAAAGCAUUCCAUCCCAAGUAACCCCAGAACAAUUAUCUUCAACCGGAUUUGGAAGCGUAACAAGUUUCGAGACUCCUUGUAAUACUCCACUCGCAGCAGAUGUCAAAGAAUCAACUUCACCUAUUUUAGAAUGCCUUCCUCAUCUUCGUGGAGGAUAUGCUUCAAACAGAAACAACUUUAAACAGUACUUCAAGCGGAUCACCGAGAGAAUUUCCUAUCACAACUUUCAGCAUGAUAUAGAUCUUGGUUAUGGUGACUUGAGGUACCUGAGUGGCAUCUGUCGGAUUGAUACAAGACGCGGCAUUCGAGGUAAUGAUUCUGUUGAAUCUAUCGCCAAGCUCAAUCCUGAAAUUUUCACUGAAGGCAAUCGGCCUGAUAGCUCAAGCGCUGAAUCUAAAUCAAAAUGCCAUUACGACUUCACGAAGAAUCUCAACAGCAGCAGUGAUUCUACACAUUCGUACACUGGCCUUGAAGUGAAUGAUAUGCGACUUAGGGGAGGGAUCAAUACGGCUGAGAGUCUUUCUAUUGAUAGUCCAUCAAAAUCGUCAAAGGCUACCCACAAACGCGACAAAUUACGUGCUAUGGUUACAAUUCCUCUGAAAUCUAUCAAAGACAAGUUCUUUUGCGAGAGAUACAAGAAACAACCCCGGAAGAAAGAGAUUGAAGAUAGUGAUGAGUACGAAGGCAGCGAAAGAAUUAGCGAUGAAUCCAAGAGGCGAUUAGAAACUACGGAAGGCGAGGAAGAAAGGGAAUCUUUGGAAGACAAAUUUGAACAAUAUGAGCGGUACCCUGCACUUGCCGGAGCGAGCGAAGGUUCACACUUGAGCAAUGUAUACCGGUAUCCACGGCUGGAAAUCAACACCGAAGUCGAACUUGCGACAAAUGUAAGAGGGUUGGAAACGGAUUCACCGGAGCAUCACUCCAGCAGUCGUGUCAAAGAACCGGAACCGACAGAUAUCCAUGAGUUGGGAUUUAAAGACAAAAUUCAAAAGAAAGAGAACAGACUCGGUGUGAAGAAAAACUAUCGGCUGAUAACUAAUUUUAUUCUGGGAGCUUGUACAAAGCUUGCCAAGGGAAUAACUAAAAGGAGAAGGAAUCUGGCAAGAACUGCUCAAAGCAAGUUAUUUCGUGAUUCAUCGCUUAACCCCACGCCCUACGGCCCUACAAUGAUGUACUUGACGAAUAAAACUCAGCUACGAGGAGGGAGUGGGAAUGAGAAUGAGACCAGAUUUUUUACAAGAAACAGGUUGAGGUUUGCGCGAUUGUUAAGAAACCGUUCAGAAAGUGAAGGGGCAAUAAUAGGACCUGAUCCACCAGCGACGGAAAAUGACAUGCCUGGCACAGAAGAUGGACUGCAAAGACAUCAUCGAGAUGACAGUGGUGUUUCAGGGAUGGGGGAUGGGCAAAAUCGAGAUAAAGAUGAAUCUGUAGAAAAUGAAACUCCUCGACAAGUUGUCAACCUUUCAGAACAGGGAGCUGAAACUGUUGAAACGGUUAGAGAGGUUGAUUCGGAUACUUCGGAGGAAAGAGAAAAUGCAGCACAGGUUGAACAUGUUGAAGAUACUGAGUCUCCGAAGCCUUCAGAGCCUGACCGGGCUUCAAGACAACGACCCGAAAGCCAACAAGAAGAAAAUGAGACGGAAAAUGAGACACAGCGGCGUUUUAGAAACGAGCUUUUAGAUAUCUUAUGGAAGUUUCUUUCUCUCAAGGAGGAAAUCUGGUUCAAGCGCAAUGCUAUCAUACAUGGCGCCCCAAGUUCUAAGCACAACUUCGAAACACAGCUUACCGACGAUGAGGUAGAUGACAUCCGCCAAUAUGUACAGAACAGUUGCGAAAUGGUAGAUCUGAGCAACGAACCGCGGGAUACCGUUACCUUUCCCAACUUAGUUACACGCGCAAACAACCACUUAUUAAGGGCACGUCGUGUGCGGGAAAUCUUUGACAAUUGGUAUGCAAGAGAAGGCCAACAGCAGAGACAAGAUGAUUCUUCCUCUAACACGCGCGAAGCAUCUUCAGACACUGGCAAGGCCGGUCCGGUUACGGCAAAGGGUGCGGGAGUCUUGGAUGAUUGGCCUUUUGCAGCAGCUCCAAGUGAGAAUUUCAGGCGUGAUAGAAAUGCUAGCGAGACGGGCGCAGAUAUCUCAAGAAAUUCUUCUGAUACUCAAUUAUUUCGUAGACGGUCUUCACUAAUCUUAGCUCCGCUUCCGGAUCUGUUCCCAGCGGCUGACACCGGUCAAGCAUUUCGAGGUGAAACACGUGGGGAAUCUUCGAGGAGCGGCGCUGGUGGAAAGGGGGGUAGUAUCUCUGAGAAGAUAGACGUAUUGAGGGUCAAAAACAACAUUGCUUCCAAAGCUUCUCAACACGAAUCCAGUAUCAGCGCCGCUGAUGGUAACGAAGCUACGCAAGGCGGCAUGCCCAACUGUCGAGAGCAAAACGAGGAUCAUGUAUACCAGGAGCCCAUUCCUGCAGAAUUGAUGCAGAGACUUGGAGAUUUGGGAGCGUCGCGUGUUGAAGCUGUUAAUCUUCUCAACGCUACUGCUGGGAAUGUUGAUCGUGCGGCUGAAGUGCUGCAAGAUGAAAAUCCUCUCGAACAGGAAGAUAUGAGGAAUAUGCUUGUGGAUCCGGAGAAUGAUCUGCAUCAGGUUGUGGUGGUAACGGGUGUUCCGCCCCGGAGAGCCUUUUUAGCUUUGCUUGUUAGUGAGAGUGAUGUUGGUGGGGCGAUUGAUCUUUUAACGGGUGAGGCGAUUGGUGCGACAAUGAAUGAUGAGACGCCAAUUGAUGAGGUUAUUAGCGAAGAGGAUAGUGGGAAUGGAUCGAGUGGUAAUGAGAUGAAGAAAGAUGGGGAAGGAGAGGAGCGUGAGAAGAGUAGUAGUGAGGAUUCGGAUCUGGAAGUUGCUGAAACAAACGAGGGAAUCGAGCCUCUUGCUAGCGAGACAGAAGAUAAUCAGGGGGGAGUUGAGUUUAGGGAGGGCAAUAGUGAAGGAACGAAUGUUGAUGCUGCUGAAUCGGAUGAGGAAUAUCAGCCCCUUAUUGGCAAGACGGAGGACAAUGAUGAGGAUAAUGUACAUGAAGAACAUAACAUGGAUAAUGAUGGUCAUGCUGACACAGAUGACAAUGAUAAUAACAGGGCAGGCGAGGCUUCCACUAUUGAGCUGGAGAUGGUAUUUACUUCUCGUAAAGGGAAAGAAAAAGCAGAGGGGUACGAUCUCUGA